AUGACACCAUUCAACUUCAACAUGCUUAUGUUUAUGGCCAUGUUGGUUGCACCCAUGGCCUUGGCGACCCAGCACGUGGUGGGCGAUAACGACGGAUGGAGUAAUCCGAGGUACCCAGAGUUCUACGCCGAGUGGGCAUCCUUACACACCUUCAACGUCGGAGACACUCUCUUUUUUAACUUUACCAAAGAAGCCCAUGAUGUCGCGGAAGUUCCUCAAGAAGCGUACGAUCAAUGUCAUACCGAAGGCGCUAAAGUCAUCAUCAAAAGUGCUGGCGCGGUCAAGUUGACCAGCUGCGGAGCACACCACUACAUCUCUACGCGUAAGGGUGAUUGCGAGACACAUCAGAAGGUAGCCUUAUAUGUCCAACCUUCCUCCGUUUGA
Molecule: messenger RNA, 384 nt
Organism: Helianthus annuus (common sunflower)
Lineage: Eukaryota; Viridiplantae; Streptophyta; Magnoliopsida; Asterales; Asteraceae
Product: mavicyanin
Exons: 1
Coding region: 1-384 (127 amino acids)
Cellular component (GO): plasma membrane
Molecular function (GO): electron transfer activity
Source: RefSeq, a predicted model, not a curated record